UGAAGUUGGGAGGAUUUGAGGGCACGUCUCCUGCCCUCCAACACAUGCCAUGCUUUUUCGUGUUUCACAAAGAUGUAUAAAUAAAUGAAACAGAGCGCUUUAGGUUCGUGAGAUAUGGCGGAAACUGGGAGCAGCAGCGACCACGCUGAAUCCAACCGCUGUUUCCAGGACUGGUUGAAGCUCCAAGAGGAGAGCCAGAGGGAGCUUUUCGAAGCCCUCGACGCAGUCCAAAGCAGAGUAAAUUCCGACCCACAAGAAACCGAACGCCAACUCAUCAACCUCAUCGACAAGAACAUCGAGCGGUUCCAAGACUACAUUGAUCGACGAACCCACCUAGCCAAAAAAGACGUGUCCGCAUACUUCGCCCCUGUCUGGUGCACCGCCAGAGAAACCUCUCUCCUAUGGAUCGCGGGUUGUCGCCCCUCCCUCUUCAUCCGCCUGGCCUACUCCCUCACAAGCCUCGAUCUCGAAACGCGACUCCUCCAGUUCCGGCAGCGGAUGAAAUCGGUAGAUGAAUUGGGAGAUCUGUCGCCCCAGCAAAUGGAGCAGCUGGAGAAUCUGCAGAAGAGAACCAUCAAGGAAGAGGAGAGGCUGACGUCGGAGCUCGCGAGACUGCAGGAGGAGAUAGCGGACCAGACGGUGGUGGGGAUAGCGAUGAGAUCAGUGAGAGAGCAGGAGAUAAGCGAGGAGCUGGAGAGGGCUCUGGAAAAACAGGACGGGGAGAUGCUCAGAAUCUUGGAGGAAGCGGACAAACUCAGGAUUCGUACGCUGAUUGAGCUGACCGAGAUUCUGAGACCGUUGCAGACGGUGACACUCUUAGCCUUCAGCAAGAAACUUCAUCUAUGCGUGCGGGAAUGGGGAAAAGGAAGCGAUCGAAGGCACGGCAGAAUGGGUAUCUGCCCAAAUCAAACCACUGCUUAGUUCUCAUCUUUGCCGAUUACAUUACUCUGCCCUCUGCCCUCUGCCCUCUGCCCACGCACACAAAAAUACUUGUCUCUUUUACAUCGCUACUUAGUCGUAUCUCUUAGUCAUUAGGGAAUUAUACUAAAUCUUAUGGUUUGCUUGUUGUUUCUCUUAUGCUUUGGGACUCGUUACCUUUUUUUUUAAUGAUUAAUUCAAAAUAGGAUUUGGAAUUU
Messenger RNA from Cucurbita pepo subsp. pepo (vegetable marrow), 1136 nucleotides. RefSeq names its product protein DELAY OF GERMINATION 1. The record is from RefSeq and is a predicted model, not a curated record. Gene Ontology annotation, molecular function: sequence-specific DNA binding. Gene Ontology annotation, biological process: DNA-templated transcription. NCBI's taxonomy places the organism in Eukaryota, Viridiplantae, Streptophyta, Magnoliopsida, Cucurbitales, Cucurbitaceae.